AUGCGGAGGACUGAGGUCUCUGAUGCACCGGUUGUUCCUGGGACUAGGUCUACGGAUCGGGCGUCUUCGCUGCUGAAAGAUUGCGAGCUGGAUAUUUAUAUUGAUUUUGAGAAUCCCAUCGGGGUUCGCGAACACAAGAAGAAGAAAGCUGGCGGUAAUAACGCCCCGAAGAAGGUCAGUUCGCCCCCUCCGCCGGCGGAUAACGGUGGGAGCUCAGAAGCCCCGGAUCAACCUGCAGGUGAUGGAGGUGGGGAUGCCGGAGGUGGAGAUGGAGCAGGUGAUGGCAACGGAGACGGUGGCGGGAAUGAUAGCUGGGACGGCUGGACCACGAGCGGCUCGAAAAAGAAGAAGACCGAGGAAGAAGAAGAGGAGGAACGCAAAGCUGCAGAGGCCGCAGCUGGUAAUAAACUCAGCUGGGCUGAUGAUAUGGACGACAAAGGAGGCGCCGAUGACUCGUGGGCCGAAUUCGCAACUGUAGGAGGGAAGAAGAAGAAAGGAAAAUCUGAUGCUCCACCUGGCGGAUUUCAGGAUGUGAGCCUGAAUGAUGGGGCCCCGCAGCUGGAUUUGAAUUUCGAGUCUGGGCCCAAAACCGGUGGCACUGGCUUCAGUUUUGGUGGUUGGGGUAAAGAUUGGAGCACAGGGAGUGGAGGUGCUGCUGCUCCUCCUCCGCCUGACAACAAAUGGGGUCUUGGAGCUAUUGGCGAAUCGGCCCCCAAAGAAGAAUCCAAGGAUGGGAAUCCCUGGGCAGUGGGCUCUAAGAAGAAAACGACCAAAACGACAGGCUUCGAUUUCGGCGAUUUAGGAUCCCCGCCUGCAGAGGAGCCCAAAGUCGACGACGGCUGGGGUGCCUUUACCGCUGUCGACAAGAAAGGCAAAAAGAAGGACGAGCUUGAACCUGCCCCGGAAGCUAAUAAUGACGACUGGAGUUCCUGGGGAGUUGCGACCAAGGACAAGAAAAAGAAAAAGAACCUACUGGAUCUCGAGCCCGAGCCUGAGCCCGCUCCUGAGCCUGAACCCGAGCCCGAGGAGCCGGAAGAGCCUUUAGUCGAAAUCCCCCCAUCUAUUACCGAGGAAGCCUGGUAUGUAGGGCUUUCCAAGAAGGAGCAGCGGAAAGAGAAGAAGGCUUGGGAGAAAAAGGUGAAGGAGGCCGAAGAACAGCGCCAGGCUCAGCUCGACGCCAGGCAAGCCAAGGCGGACGCAAAGGCCAAGGCAGAGGAUGAAGCUAAAGUCAACGAAGUCGUCUCUCCUGAACCGGAAAAUGACUGGGACUGGAAUGUCUCGUCUAAGUCCAAGGACAAGAAGAAAAAGAUCGACCUUCUAGCAGAUCCCGAGCCUGCCCCUCCUCCCCCGCCAGCAGAAGAUAGCUGGGGAGAUAGCUGGGCCACUACAGGGAAGAAAAAGGAUAAGAGUUCUAAAAAAGAGCCUGAGCCAGUGAUUGAGGAUCCGCCGCCAGAACCCGCCAAGGAGGACGAUUGGGGUGGCUGGGCUGUCACCACGAAGGACAAGAAGAAGAAAAAGGGCAAGGAGCUAGAACCUGAACCCGAGCCAGAGCCAGAGCCAGAACCGGAGCCGGAACCAGAGCCUGAGCUUGAACCUGAACCUGAACCUGCACCUGCACCUGCACCUGCAGUUCAUGAUGAUCCUUUAUACGAGGGCUGGGCUACUUUAUCUUCCAAGGAGCGAAAGAGGCGAGAGAAAAAGCUAAUCCAAAAGGGACUCCCUAUUCCCGGAAAGGACUUUGAACUUCCCUCCGAUAAACCAGCGGACCCUGAACCCGAACCUGAACCGGAGCCUCCUGCUGAACCUGAGCCUGAACCUGAGCCUGAGCCCGAACCGGAACCGGAACUGGAACCCGAGAAGCCAGCCGAAGACGAUGCUUGGGGUGGUGUCUGGGGUACAACAAAGGAUAAGAAAAAGAAGAAGAAAGGCAUUGAGGAGCCUCCACCCCCAGCUCCGACUCCUCCUGCCCAAGGUCUCACUCCCGAACCUGAAUCUAUAAAUGAAAAUGGCGACGACAUCUGGGCCGAGCUUGCUCCCAAAUCCAAGUCCUCGAAGAAGAAGACAAUUGAGCCUCCUAAGGAAGAGAAACCGGCUGCCAAGGGCUUCUGGGCAUCUUUGACCGGUGGCUCUGCCUCCAAGACCAAGACAAAGUCCAAGCCUAAGGAAGAUGAGCCUAUUCCAGAGGACGAUCUCCUUAUCGACGUUGAAGAUCCUCCAAAUGAGGUCGAGCCGGAGCCUGAGCCGGAGCUGGAGCCCGAACCUGAGCCGGAGCCUGUCGUUGAGGACAAGCCAAAGAGCAAGAGCAAGCUAUCUGUGGCCGAGCGCAUCAAGGCUCUCGAACAGGCUAAGAAGGAUAAGAUCAAAGAGGAAAAGCUAAGCUCCAAAAGCAAGAAAGAGAAGAAGGUUGAGCCUGAACCCGAGCCUGAACCCGAGCCCGAGCCUGAACCAGAGCCUCCUGCUGAACCCGAGCCAGAGCCAGAGCCAGAGCCUGAACCGGAACCGGAGCCGGAUCUUUCUAAGAUGUCUAAGAAGGAACUGAAGAAAUACAAGAAGCUUCAGGCCGAGAAAGAGGCAGCAGCAGAGGCAGCCAAGGCAGCUGAGCCGGAACCUGAACCUGAACCCGAGCCGGAACCUGAAGAGGAGAAGCACGAUUCAGUCCCUGGGAGUUUCCCAGAUGAUAAUCCUAUCGAGCCCGAGCCUGCGCCAGCUCCGGAAGCGGAACCGGAGCCUGAGCCAGAACCUGAGCCAGAUCUUUCGAAGAUGUCUAAGAAAGAGCUGAAAAAAUACAAGAAAGCUCAGGCUGAGAAGGAGGCCGCCGCUGCCGCUGCUGCGGCAAAAGCUCCUACUCCGCCCCCGGCUCUAGAGGAACCACCUGCCCUGGAGCCAGAGGCGGAGGCUGGUGCUCCACCGACACCUCCGCCAGAGACUGCUGAGCCAGAACCUACGAAGUCUUCAAAGAAAGAACGCCCGCGCGUCGAACGGAAUGGAACCAGCUCCAGCUGGGGCUUCUGGGGAGCAGCACCGCCCCCAAAGAAGUCCAGCAAGAAGGAAAGGCAAGUCCCCGAAGAAAUCGAGGAGCCGAAAGAGGACAAUGAGCCAGAGGAGCCUAAGGAACAUAUGGAGCCUAAGGAGACUAGGGAAGAGAGACGCGAGAGGAAGGAGAAAGAAGAGAGGCGAGCAAGACGAAAAGAGAAAGAAGCAGCUCGCGAACUCGAUGCCUCACCCGCCAUUCGAUCCAAGUCAACAAAAUCUCGACCUAAAGAAUCUGAUGCCGAGAUGGAGAAUCCUUCAUCGGACAGAGAGAAGCGUCGGGAGCGGGAAGCGCGUUCCUCUAAACAGCAACGCGCUACGACCUUGUCCAACUUCGUAUUCGGCGCGCCCCCGCCACGAAGCAAAUCCACCAAGAAACCAUCAGCAGCUUCGAGACCUUCAUCAAAGCCUGCAUCCAGACGUCCAUCUGUUGAUGCGGAUGCCGAAGCCGCAAUGCCUUCGCCACCCCCUGAUGACAAGCCGGAGGUGGCUGAUAAGGCAGCCAAGUUAAUGGGUAUUAGCGGCUCGAAAUCGAGGCGGGAUAAGGAGCGUCCUCGUGCCGAGAGGAAGAAGUCUGGCCCCAGAGAUCCAUUUCCCAUCGAUGAAGAUGACAUGGUUGUGGUCGACCAUGAAGACGCCGACGGGUCACCAAAAGAAGACUCGAAGGGGUCGAAGCGCAAGUCGAAACGAGAGUCGCGACCGAGAUCAGCCGAUGACGAUGCGGUCAUGGUUGAUGCAGAGCAGGCGCGUGGUGCCCCGGAUGUUGACAUGGCCGCUAUGGAUCCACCAAAGGAACGACGCCUGAAACGGUCCAGCACAGCACCCAAAAAGCAAGAGGCCGGUGGGCUGAUGGGUCUGUUUGGUUCCCUCCGAAAGAACACGCGUCCUGAUCCGCCAGAAAGGCGAAAGUCUCGUUCAAAUCGCGAUGGCGCCUUGACCGAGCCAGAACGCGACGAGCGACGUGUCCGACGCGACGAACGCCGCCGUCCAUCAGUCCGACCCGAUACCGAUGCUGAAGGAUUCACCACCGAUGCAGCCGGUGCCGCCGCAGGUGAAACAGAAGCCGAAGACCCGGAAGCCCGCAGAGCUGCUCGACGAGCCAAGCGAACCUCUCGCCAGGCUCCGUCCGACUACCGCGAGGUGGAGGCUCGAGAAGCAGAAGAACGACGUGCAAAGCGGAAAGAAAAAGAGCUAGCCCGUCAGGCUCGUGAACAAGCCGCCCGCGAGGAAGAAGAAGCUCGGCUUCUUGCCGAGAAACAAGCCCGCCGCGCAGCCCGCGAAGAACGCCGCGCCAAAGAAGAGCAAGCUGUCCGCGAAGCUGAAGCAGCCGCCGAAGCCAAGGCCGCCGAACGUCGCGAGCGCCGUCGUCUCCGCGAAGAAGAAAUGGCCGCUAAGGAAAUGGCCGCCAAGGCCAAACGCCGUCGCUCGCGCGUUGACGAACCUCCUCCUGAAGUCUACCUCGACGAAGCUGAAGACCGCCGCCGUGGCUCUCGCACAGCAGACGACAAAGACCGUCGCCGCCGCUCCAAAGCCGCUCCACAAGAAAGCACACGUGCACCCCUCAUGACAGGCGGCCUCAACCACGGUGAUACAGGCGGGCCGAAGAAAGACAAGAUCUCCUCUUGGGUCUACAGCCAAUCCGACGAACCACCCGAUCCUCCCCCUUUGUGGAAACAGUCAUCGACAUGCCCCCAGCCGCCGCUGCUGCCGCAGAUCAAGUCAAUGCUCACUCCCUCUCCUCAGACGAGGAAGCCCGUCGCGCCGUCCGCCGUCGAGCCCGCCGUCGCGCCAAGUACGGCGACAUGCCAGAUGAAGAAAUCGAAGAACUCCGGUCCCGCCGCCAGAGUCGCGUGA
Messenger RNA from Penicillium atrosanguineum, 4884 nucleotides. RefSeq lists its product as uncharacterized. The record is from RefSeq and is a predicted model, not a curated record. The transcript has 4 exons. The coding region runs from base 1 to 4884 and encodes 1627 amino acids. NCBI's taxonomy places the organism in Eukaryota, Fungi, Ascomycota, Eurotiomycetes, Eurotiales, Aspergillaceae.